AUGUAUCUCGCCGUUGUGAUGUCAUUCUCGGGUAGACCACUGUUUACUGGAUUUUUUUGUGGCAUCAAAAAUCGUUCGCGUGAUUUUUCGCGUGGCUCGGAACCAAAAAUUGUCAAUGAAGGCGAAGAGAAUACGAGCAAUGAAGAUGGAGCAAAAUAUGUCGAGCUUGAGUCAUUCAAGAAAUUUUUCAGAAGACCAAAAUUCCAUAGUAAAUCGUUUCGAAAAGCCAUUUCUCUCCUUUUUGCGUACGCGAGCUCGUUAGAAGUACGCAAAAACGAUCUACCUCCGGAACUCAUAAGUAGUGAUCAGGAAACAAUGUGGCAGUUUAUCUCACAUCGUUGCAAGCAGAUAAGCAAGGAAUUUAGAAAGAGAUCUACGCUACUGGAAACUGGGCUGAAGCUGCACGAGGAAGCCUUGAGCUCUGAGGAUGACAUGGAUGAUGAUCAGGAAGAAAGUGAGAAGGACGAUUAUGAAGAGGAAGGAGAAGAAGGAGUAGAUUUGCUGAAUCUGAAAGACGAAGACUUAAAAGACUUGGAACGAGAAAUGGCUGCAAUGCAGGGUGAAGAUGAAAAUCAGGAGGGUCAAAAUGAGUAUACAAUUCCGCGCAAAAAAUAUCCGCAUUCGGCUGUGGACGAUAAAUUCUUUAGUCUCGCGGAGAUGAACGCUUUUCUUGAUGAACAGGAUCGUGCAGAAGGUCAAACGCUCAACAUCUUGGAUAGUGUAGAUGACUCUUCAACUGCUGCGGCCGAUUAUCAUUAUGAGGAUUUCUUUGGUAAAAUUGACGGUACAGAAGAAAGUAGUGUAACAAAGGAGAAGAAGGCAAAGAAACGCAGUCGUGCAAAGGAGCUGGAAAGGAUGGAAAAGAAAAAGACAGUGCGAUUUGCUAUGGAUGAAGACCAAUCACUAGAAGAGGGAGAAGGGGUUGCUAUCCAAGAAGAAAAUGGAAACACUCAUGACACUCAAGUUUUAUUGGGAGAUACGGAGGAAUCGCAGCAGGAGACUUCUAGUUUGAAGAAAAGUCUCAAGCGUCUGAAAGAAACAAUCAAAAAGUUGGAAGAAGAGAAUAUGGCUCCGAAAUCAUGGGAAAUGAGUGGGGAGGUGUCUGCGCAGCAAAGGGAAGAGAAUGAAUUGCUUGAAACUCAUCUCGAGUUCGAUCUUGGCAUGAAAAAAGGC
Molecule: messenger RNA, 1173 nt
Organism: Strongylus vulgaris
Lineage: Eukaryota; Metazoa; Nematoda; Chromadorea; Rhabditida; Strongylidae
Source: the annotation of a GenBank genome assembly